Molecule: messenger RNA, 1556 nt
Organism: Cyprinus carpio (common carp)
Lineage: Eukaryota; Metazoa; Chordata; Actinopteri; Cypriniformes; Cyprinidae
Product: ADP-ribosylation factor 4-like
Biological process (GO): vesicle-mediated transport; intracellular protein transport
Cellular component (GO): plasma membrane; cytoplasm
Molecular function (GO): GTPase activity; GTP binding
Source: RefSeq, a predicted model, not a curated record
GCUGACGUCAUUUCGACCGCGUUGGAGUCUGACGUGGUCGAGAGUCAGUCACGAUCAAACUGUUGCCCAAAACACACUUUCACCCGGACAGAGAGACAAAAGAAGAAAAGAGAUCCGAAGAAAGAGUGAUUCUGUGAGCUGGAAAGCGCGAGCGGCGCAAACUCCUCCAAGAAGUUUGACUUUUACACAUUUGUCUUGUUUUGGGGCCGUUUUUAAUCAUGGGCUUGACCAUUUCAAGCGUCUUCUCUCGCCUGUUUGGGAAAAAACAGAUGAGAAUUCUCAUGGUUGGUCUGGAUGCUGCAGGGAAAACCACAAUCCUCUACAAACUCAAACUGGGAGAAAUAGUCACAACAAUUCCAACCAUAGGUUUUAACGUGGAGACAGUGGAAUACAAGAACAUUUGCUUCACCGUGUGGGAUGUGGGUGGUCAGGAUAAGAUCAGGCCUCUUUGGAGACACUACUUCCAGAACACCCAGGGUCUGAUCUUUGUCGUGGACAGUAACGAUCGUGAGCGAGCACAGGAAGCAGCAGAAGAGCUUCAGAAGAUGCUUCAGGAGGAUGAACUGAGAGACGCCAUUCUGCUGGUGUUUGCAAACAAACAAGAUUUACCGAACGCAAUGCCCAUCAGCGAGAUGACGGACAAACUCGGCCUGCAAGCACUCAGGAGCAGAACUUGGUAUGUCCAGGCGACCUGUGCGACUCAAGGGACGGGUUUAUACGAGGGAUUAGACUGGCUUUCCGAGCAGCUCUCCAAGCACUAAACAGCACUUCCUGUUCAAGCAGGAUGUGUGCUUUUCUAAAGGACACGAUUAGUGGAGUUGAUGUGGAACAGAAGCAGUUCAUGUAUAAUUUUCAGUUGAUUGCUACCAAAAAUGCACCUGCUGCUGAUAUCAAUCUACGGCAGUGCAUUUUAACAUUUAGUUCCUUUUUUAAUUCAUUGCACCUUUGACCUCGACUCACAUUUCUCCCAGAAUCAUUACACUUGAUGUACUUCUGGGCUCUUGUUACGGUAAGCAUAAACAUCAAGCAUUGUGUUAAUGCUGAUAACUUGUGUAUAUAUAAAAAUGCUCUAUUUUGUGCUCCCUCAACUUGAUUUAUUCCAUUAUUUUCAUUCCAAACAUUUUCAUUCCCAGGUGGUUGCAUGCCAUACAUCCAGGGAAAUGUUCUCAGAGAAGCAUGCAUUUAAUAAAUAAAAGAUUGUUCUUAUAGUAGCACACUUAGAGACUGGCAAUGCAUUGAUGUAAGCAUUAGUUUUAGUGCUUCUAAAAUGCCUGAGUUUUUAUUUGGAAUGGUCUGAUGUCUGUGUUGUAAAUAAGCAGCCUUUUUAUGUACGUAAUCCUAAUUGCAUUAAACGUGCUGUGCUUUACUGUGUAAACGAACUUGAGAACAAUCCAGUGCAAAUGUUUAAGACAACCAACUGUUUUUAUUUCCAGCUUUUGAAAAUAUUCAGAUGGAUCAGUGCUAGGAUUCAUCUAGCUGUUACCCUUUUUAAACAUUAUGAAUAAAGUAUGAAGCAAAUAAAAGUUGUUGUGUAUUAACAAAGACUCAAGAAAGAA